AUGAAGAAGGUUCAUGCUCAAAGUCAUUGGCUUCUAAACAGUGACAUUCUCUUCGAUAUUCUUUCACGUAUUCCAGUGAAGGACUUGCUUGGUUUGAAGUGCGUUUCCAAAGAGUGGCACGGCAUCAUUUCAAGCCGCUCCUUCAGUAUCGCACAACUAGGAAAGAACAGAGAGCUUUUCUUAACGGGGUUCAUUUACCAAGAGAAGUUCAUGUGGUGCAAGGAAGACAUCGCAACCGUUAGUUACAUCCCUGUUGAUGAUGCUGGGACAAGAGGGUGUUCCAAAGUGCACCACAUGGUUUUCGAUUUUCUCCCAGAAGAUGUUGUCGUGUUGGCAUCAUGCAAAGGAUUAGUGUGCUGUCGAAGCACUAUCCCUUCUGAAAAAAAGCCAGUUAUAUAUGUCUGCAACCCUUCAAAUAGGGAGUGGAUUAAGUUGGACUGGCCGCCUUCUGGUUAUGAGUAUGACAGAAAUGAAAGCAUCGCACUGGCUUUUGAUUUUGACCCUUCUAAAGAUUCCAUUGACAGCCUCAACAGAUUCAAGUUGGUGAGAGUUAAGCAGAUUGAAAAUAGUGAUGAUUUGUACUUUACAUUUGAAUUGUACUCAAGUGAAGGAGGAGCAUGGUGGAAAUCUGAGGAAAUAUGCAGAUGUGAUAACAGGUUGGUUAAUAAUAAAGGGAUAUACACUGGGGGUGUCUUGCAUUGGCUCAUGGAUGGUGAUCAAGUUCUGACUUUCGAUGUAGAGAAGGAGCUAGCUUGGUUGAUUUCUGUGCCAGUCCCAGGCUCAGAGUUUCGGAUUGUUCCUGAAGCAUGCAUUGGAGAAUCUGAAGGGAGGCUGAAUUAUGUGCAGGCAUCAGAAGAGGGUAUUCAUGUGUGGUAUCUUGAAGAUUACUAUGAGUUCAAGUGGACACUUAGCCAUUGUAAAUCUUUGGAUGAAAUUGAAAGAGAAUGUCCACGCUUCUUUUUUAAUUUGAAGAACCGAGUGUUGGAGCAAGCGAGCAUGGAUUUUGGCCAAUGGAUGAAUCCUAUGGCCUUCAAAGAUGGGAUCAUGCUAAUGAAGAUAGGUCCAAAUUUUUACCUGUAUGACACUAAGAAUAACAAGAUGGCUAAAGCCUGCUCCUUUCAGGAUCUGAAUUCACAAUGCAUGUUCAAUCCUACAGUACAUGCUCAUUCAUUGAGCUUGAUUCCAUUACGUCGUGCAUAG
This is a messenger RNA of Abrus precatorius (Indian licorice), 1200 nucleotides long. Its product is annotated as F-box protein At5g49610-like. Bases 1 to 1200 code for a protein of 399 amino acids. The transcript has a single exon. Gene Ontology annotation, molecular function: protein binding. Lineage: Eukaryota; Viridiplantae; Streptophyta; Magnoliopsida; Fabales; Fabaceae. The record is from RefSeq and is a predicted model, not a curated record.